Molecule: messenger RNA, 2211 nt
Organism: Phoenix dactylifera (date palm)
Lineage: Eukaryota; Viridiplantae; Streptophyta; Magnoliopsida; Arecales; Arecaceae
Product: SET domain-containing protein
Biological process (GO): peptidyl-lysine monomethylation
Molecular function (GO): protein-lysine N-methyltransferase activity
Source: RefSeq, a predicted model, not a curated record
AAUACCCCUGUUAUCGUUCCCACACCACCACUUAAAACCCUGUCUCUGCGUCCGCUCUCCCAAAACCAAUUAGCAGACGAGAGCAUGGCCGCCUCCUCCGAAUCGGAACAAGCCAAGCUCCAUCGCUUCCUCCAAUGGCUUCAGGCGAAUGGGGUGGACCUGCGAGGAAGUAGCAUCCGACACUGUGGCCCCAACAAAGGCUUCGGUGUUUUCUCCACCGCCCAGCCUGCCGGAAACCAUGGCGACGGUGUUGUUAUGGUAGUCCCGCUCGAUCUGGCCAUCACUCCGAUGAGAGUCCUCCAAGACCCCACCUUGGGGCCCAGAUGCAGGGCUUUGUUCGAGGAGGGGGACGUCGACGACCGCUUCCUUGUGAUGAUUUACUUGAUGGUGCAGCGCCUACGGCCGAACUCGCUUUGGAAGCCGUACUUGGACAUGCUUCCGAGCACCUUUGGGAGUACACUGUGGUUCACAGAAGUUGAGCUUUCUGAGUUGAAAGGAACAACAUUGUACCAAGCUACUGUGGUGCAGAGAAAAAAACUUCAAGCUUUAUAUGAUGAUAAGGUGAGGGGUCUGGUUGAGGAGCUUCUACAUUGUGAUGGGGAGUUGGAAAGUGUGACUGAAGUGCGAUUUGAAGAUUUCCUCUGGGCAAACUCUAUAUUUUGGACUCGAGCCUUGAACAUUCCAUUUCCUCGUUCUUAUGUAUUUCCUGAUUCAAUUAGAGGGCAAGACAAUGAUACGAUGUGCCAAGGUAGUGAAUGUGGUUAUCCUGUAACCCAAAACCCUGGUGAAACGUCUGGUCAUGGGCAGAGUGAAAAAAAAGAGGUUGCUAAUAUCAUGGUGGAGAAAAGAAAUGAUGAAGCUUUAAAAACACUAAAUGAAGAGACUAUCUGGGUUGAAGGUCUUGUUCCUGGAAUUGAUUUCUGUAACCAUGGUUUGAAGGCUGUGGCAACAUGGGAGGUUGAUCCGGCAGGAAAAAUAACUGGAAUUCCUGCCUCGAUGUACCUCGUGAUUGUUGAUCAAAGCACUGGUGAAGUUGAGAAAGAGAUAUAUAUUAGCUACGGUAACAAAGGAAAUGAGGAAUUGUUGUACCUUUAUGGGUUCGUCAUUGAAAAUAAUCCUGAUGAUUAUCUCAUGGUACACUAUCCUAUUGAAGCAUUACAGGGUAUCCCGUUAUCUGAUAGCAGAGCAAGACUCCUUGAUAUGCAGAAAGCUGAAUUGAGGUGUCUUCUACCUAGAAAUUUGCUUGAUCAUGGUUUUUUUGCUGGAUCCCCUCUCCGAAAUGAAGAUAAUGGAGAAGGCCCUACAAGUCGGCUUUGCAAUUAUAGCUGGAGUGGUCAGCGCAAGGUUCCUUCUUAUUUAAAUAAGCUUGUUUUUCCUCAGGAGUUCGUAGCAGCUUUACGGACCAUUGCCAUGAAAGAACAUGAGCUUAGCCUGGUUGCUUCAUUAUUAGAAGAGCUUGUCGGAUCUGGAACAGAAAAACAACCAUCUGAUGUAGAAGUUCAAGCAGCGGUAUGGGAAGCUUGUGGGGAUCUUGAAGCCUUAGAGUUACUUGUUGAUCUUCUUCGUGUCAAGAUGAUGGAACUUGAAGAGGGUUCUGGAACAGAGGCUUCUGACACUGAACUUCUUGAGAGGUUCCAUUUUGGAGAAGUUGAAGACCAUGAGAGCAGAAACAAUAAAUAUAGUGAAGAUAAGUUGAUGAGUAGAAAUCGGUGGUCUAGUAUAGUUUACAGAAAAGGGCAGAAACAACUCACUAGCCUAUUUUUGAGAGAAGCAGAGCAUGCUCUGGAGUUGUGCGCAAGCGAACAGUCAUAAACAAUGCUUUAGACUGGGAUGCAGCAUUGCGCAAUUAUCAGUCUGCACAAUUUGUCAGCUCCAGGCAGGCUUCGUAGUUAACAGUCACUACCACGCUUCUGGAGAUAUCUGACUUCAACCGGACCUCAACUCUUUGGAAUAGGUAACAUGUCAGUUGUGAAGAUUCAUCAAGGGUAUGUGGAACUUCCAAUCUCAGAUCUUACCGAGUAUGUGAGAAGCAGUAGCGCAUCCAAUCAUCUAUUGUAUUAACAGGCAUCUCAUAAAUGGAGAAUUUUUUGAGUCAAAAUAUCAUUAAUCUAUAUUAAUUUUUAUAAUCCUUUGGUAUUGGUGUCUGUUUUCUUUUAACAUGGCCAUGUUAGAUAUCGAUCUAUAUCAAUGUUAGAUAUCAAUCUUUUAACA